Molecule: messenger RNA, 1191 nt
Organism: Aureobasidium uvarum
Lineage: Eukaryota; Fungi; Ascomycota; Dothideomycetes; Dothideales; Saccotheciaceae
Source: the annotation of a GenBank genome assembly
AUGUCUUCGCCACUGGAGAGAGCACUUCUCCGCCUUCAAGUCUUCUCCAAAGGACCCAGUCUGGGUCACUUCCUCAAGCUGUAUCUUACUACUCAAGAUACAUUAAACCUGAGGUUAACGUCUCGUUCACUACACGGCCUUGCUGAGCUUAAAGAGGUCGCUUUCGAGACUCUCUUCGUCCACACGCCGGUACCUCCUGGGCGAAAGCAGAGUACGGAAGCACUUGAGGACAUCGGGUUGCUCUGUCGGCAUGUUGUGGUCAAGAUCGCGUAUCCCCCAAAGGCAUGCUGCUUACCAGGAACACCAUCUCUCAGCACAAAUGCAUCGACUCCACGCUCUGGCAGUGGGAGUGAUGCAACAUCUGAUAUCCUUGACUCCUACUGUCCAUAUGCGGAGCCGCCCAUCGCCUGGAAGUUCGUUGUACAGAGGAAGCCCGGUGACAUUGACCAAAACCUGCUCCAACAGUGGUGCGAAAUCUUCAAGCUCUUGCCGAACUUGGAAGUUGUGCACAUCGCUUGCAAUGGUGAUCCCACUUGGCCUGGCUGUACUGACAUUGAGUCAGCGCUCAUCAUGUUGCGCAUCACUCUCGAACGCGUCAAUCCUGAGCAAAUACAUACAGUUAAUUUCUAUCCCAUUCACGCCAUGGGCAUCAUGCAUCUUCGCUGGGCCGGAGCCGGUGCCUACGGCGAAGCUUGUGCUUCGAGAAACUCCGUCUGGUACAAGCUUAAGACACUAAAGCUAGGAAUACUUAGUCCUUACACCGAGGGCCGAUUGCUUAAAGGUCAGAAGCAGCUUUUUGAGAAGAUCUUUGCAGACGAUCUGCAGAGCUUCAGUCGUACACUCGUCAAGCUCGAUCUGUCGUGGGUCGGUACAGCAGGUCCGAAUCCAUUUGUCGUAAGCGAUGACAACCAGUCUAUGAAAAUGACGAAGCAUUGGAGCAGACUUGAGGAGCUCCGGCUCAACAAUGUGACUUUGAACUGCAGCACCUCGACCAUCAAGCAGUUUGCACCGAUGGUUCGUAAGCUCAUGGUCGACGCCGAUUCCUCGAACGCUGGGGACCAAAUGGUGUCUAAUCGUUGGGAGGGUUGUCAAGGUUCGAAAUUCGAAGACCAUGGUAAUACCAAUGACAACGACUGGAUGACUNNUUUGCAGGACAUUCGCAUCUCAGCAAUACCUGAGCCUCUCUUCUAG